AGACCCAAAACAAUUUGAUGGUCUAACAGUUUUACUUUAAUCUUCAGAAAAGAGAGAAUACAUUUCUAAGACAAAAAUAUGAAAGUUUUGAUUUUGACAGUUUUGUUCGCCGUUUUGGCCGGAUGUUAUGGAUACUCGUACAUCAUUCCUGGUAGUUUGGUUACACCUGGUAUUUGCUUUUACAAUGGAAAAAUGUUGCCAAGCGGUGACAGCCAAGUUCCCGGAGUCUGCCAGAAUACUAAGUGCAAUGCUGAUGGUUCAAUUUUGAUUGAUGGAUGUGGACCAAUCACCCUUCCCAACUGUACUUUGAUCGUUGACCCACUCACCAUGCCAUCAUACCCUGAUUGCUGUGACAUGACUUACCAGUGCUUGGAUGCAGAAGGCAACGUUUACACCAAGAUCUGGAAUCAACUCUACCCUAAUGGCAAACCUGUUGAGAAAGUCACUGAUUUCAAGAAAGCCUUGACGAAAUUGAAUGCAGCUAAACAAGCAAAACAAGCUGAUGGCAAAGUUGCUCAACCAUUCAUUUUGCAACUUUUGUUAGUUUAAAAAUAUUUAAAAAAAAAAAUAAGUUUAUAAGUGCGAUGGAGAAUGUUUAAGAUGAUAAUUUGGUGGAAAAAGCCAUAAUUACAAAUAAUUGUGAAAUAUAAUUUACACUGAUAAGAAUAACAAAAGUCAUGGAAAAGUUUAUUUAAAGAUUAGAAUAUCAGUGUGAGUUGUGAAGAAACGAAAAUUGAAAAUAAAGAGUUUUCGUAUCUCGUUUUGAAAAAAAAA
Molecule: messenger RNA, 774 nt
Organism: Eupeodes corollae
Lineage: Eukaryota; Metazoa; Arthropoda; Insecta; Diptera; Syrphidae
Exons: 3
Coding region: 79-549 (156 amino acids)
Source: RefSeq, a predicted model, not a curated record